Hyla sarda is the source of this 4824-nucleotide messenger RNA. It is a transcript of the gene FOXP1, whose product is annotated as forkhead box P1. Gene Ontology annotation, molecular function: DNA-binding transcription repressor activity, RNA polymerase II-specific; RNA polymerase II cis-regulatory region sequence-specific DNA binding. Gene Ontology annotation, cellular component: nucleus. Gene Ontology annotation, biological process: regulation of transcription by RNA polymerase II. The record is from RefSeq and is a predicted model, not a curated record. The transcript is spliced from 23 exons. Lineage: Eukaryota; Metazoa; Chordata; Amphibia; Anura; Hylidae. Bases 669 to 2774 code for a protein of 701 amino acids.
ACUCUCCUUCUUUUUGUGCCUUUUCCCCCUUGCAUGCUCCCUCUCUCUCCCUCUCUCUGCUUCGCUUCUGUGUCUUGUUUACCCAGCAGGUGGAUGUGACGUCAGAGACUGAACACAGCAAAAAAUAACAACAUCUAAAUCCGCCAGUCCAGCGUGGGCACCACUAGCAAAGUGGAAAGGAGCGCGAGGAGGAGGAGGGGGGGUAAGAAAAUAGUGCCUGCUCCAAGAGCCCGACAGCCUACAAGAAGAAAAGAAGAAGGCGGAGGAGGAGGGGAGAAAAUAAACAAGAACAACAAGAGUGCAAAGAAGGCCCUGGUUGUUAAUGAUGGAAGGGAAAAUAAAAUCAAACAUUUAGUUUUUGAAAUCAAGACUUCAGCCAGCCUCUGUUGAAGUGUGUUGAUGGUUGCACAGUACAGUGAUGAUCAGGACUUCGGCAUAAUAUCUGAAUUGUGACUCAUGGUGAGCAACGGGGUGUGAUAUCCCACAGUGAAACUGCCUUAAUCUCAUGAAUUCCUGUGGUUUAUGAAAUGACAAUCCCCCGUUAUUGAGGCUGUGCCAGAAAAAUGACAUUCACAAGUUUCUGAGGGUAAAGAGAUUGACCUUUUUUUGUUGGUUGUGAGUGAAGAUUGCUUUGCAGAACCAGCUACUUAUAUAAGGGGCUUUGAGUCAUGAUGCAAGAAUCUGGGACUGAGACGAAAAGUAACGAUUCAGCCGUGCAGAAUGGUGGAAAUUCUGGUAACCACUUACUAGAGUGUACAUUACGAGAAACGCGAUCUAACGGAGAGACACCUUCUCUGGACUCCACUGCGGCCGACCUCGCACAUCUUCAGCAACACCAGAUGACAACACUCAUUCAGUCUUUAACAUCAAAGCCGAGACACAGAAUGGAUGACAGAACUGGGAGCUGGAACGCAAAGGCUCUUCAAGUUGCACGGCAGCUAUUAAUACACCAGCAGCAAAAUACUGGAGUAAAGGCCCACAAGAGGAAUGACAAGCAUCCAUCCCUCCAGGUUCCAGUCUCAGUGGCUAUGAUGACACCCCAAGUAAUCACUCCUCAGCAAAUGCAACAAAUUCUCCAACAGCAAGUGCUUACACCCCAACAACUACAGGUCUUACUUCAACAACAACAAGCGCUCAUGCUUCAGCAGCAGCAGCUUCAGGAGUUUUAUAAGAAACAACAGGAGCAAUUGCAGCUUCAGCUGUUACAGCAACAACAUGCAGGAAAACAGCCGAAAGAGCAACAGCAGCAAGUGGCUACGCAGCAGUUGGCCUUUCAACAACAGCUUCUACAAAUGCAACAGCUGCAGCAGCAGCACCUCUUGACUCUGCAGCGCCAAGGCCUCCUUUCAAUUCAACCCGGACAGCCUGCCCUUCCACUGCAGCCUCUUGCGCAAGGCAUGAUUCCAACAGAGCUCCAGCAGCUCUGGAAAGAAGUGACGGGCUCGCACACCGCGGACGAUGCCGGUUGCAACAACCACAGCACUUUGGAUCUGUCCACGACGUGCGUAUCUUCGGUGGCAGCACCCAAGACCUCUUUGCUCCUCAACCAUCAGGCAUCUACAAAUGGUCAGGCUCUUCUCACACCGAAAAGAGAGAGUGUAGCUCAUGAGGAUUACAUGCAGAAUCACCCCUUAUAUGGGCACGGUGUUUGCAAGUGGCCGGGAUGUGAAGCUAUUUGUGAAGAUUUCCCAUCAUUUUUAAAACAUCUCAACAGUGAGCAUGCAUUGGAUGACAGGAGCACGGCUCAAUGUCGAGUUCAGAUGCAAGUUGUACAGCAAUUAGAGUUACAGCUUUCCAAAGACAAAGAACGGCUGCAAGCCAUGAUGACGCAUUUACAUGUGAAGUCAACAGAACCCAAAGCAAGCCCCCAACCUCUGAACCUGGUGUCCAGUGCCACACUUUCAAAGACUGCAUCAGAACCUUCCCCACAAAGCUUACCUCAUACACCCACCACCCCAACGACACCACUCACUCCUCUAACCCAGGGACCAUCUGUUAUCACUACCACCAGCAUCCACAAUGUGGGACCCAUACGGAGGCGGUACUCUGACAAAUACAACGUCCCCAUCUCUUCUGACAUUGCACAGAACCAAGAAUUUUACAAAAAUGCAGAAGUUAGGCCACCCUUCACGUACGCAUCCUUAAUCAGGCAGGCAAUUCUUGAAUCUCCAGAGAAGCAACUAACACUAAAUGAAAUCUACAACUGGUUCACACGAAUGUUUGCUUAUUUCCGACGUAAUGCAGCAACGUGGAAGAAUGCAGUGCGCCAUAAUCUUAGUCUACACAAGUGUUUUGUGCGAGUAGAAAACGUAAAAGGGGCAGUAUGGACAGUGGAUGAAAUAGAAUUCCAAAAAAGGAGGCCACAAAAGAUCAGUGGAGAGGAUAGACACUGUAGUCCUUCUCUUAUUAAAAACAUUCAGACAAGUCACACCUACUGCUCACCUCUCAAUGCUGCUUUGCAGGCUUCAAUGGCUGAAAACAGUAUACCUCUAUACACUACGGCUUCCAUGGGAAAUCCAGCUCUGACCAGUUUAGCCAGUGCCAUGAGAGAAGAAUUAAACGGUGUGAUAGAACACGGCAACAGUAAUGGUAGCGACAGUAGCCCGGGACGUUCCCCUAUGCAAGCAAUGCACCAUGUACAUGUUAAAGAAGAACCACUGGAUCCUGAUGAGAAUGAAGGUCCUCUAUCGCUAGUAACAACAGCUAACCACAGUCCUGACUUUGACCCUGACAGAGAUUAUGAAGAUGAACCUGUAAAUGAGGACAUGGAGUAAAAUCAUGUGUAACUUCACAACCCUGAGAAUGAAGACAGUUCAAGGCCUUGGCUAUCUCUCCAUUAUUGUACAGUCUGGAGAGUACCUGGCCCUAUUCUGACAACUAUGACAUGUGUUAACUCUUAGUGCCAUCAAGUUUCCCAUUUGGGAGUAUUUUUGAUUUUUCUACUUUUUAUGUUGAAGAAAAAAAAAAGGAAUUUGUACUUUGUGCAUUGGAUCGACUUGUUUGGUACUUGCGACUUCCUCUCUCACGGUCAGCAUCAGUGUUGUAAAUUUGCUAAAAAAAACAAUUUCACUUCAUAACAUGCAGCAGACUUUUAAGGACUGAUGUUCAGCCAUAAAAGGACACUGAGGGCAUCGAUAUAAGCAUGUGCGUCUAAACUGCAGGUCAUCCCUAUUGCCCACAUAAAAAAAAAAGAUUCCAAUGGACAACGUAUUUGCACAGUACUGCAUGUAAUUCUGAUUAUCACUGCCUUUAAAUUGAUUCUUUUGCUUCCAUAUGGGAUUGAGGGUGACCUUUUUUUUUUAUAUAUGUAUGGGACAGAGGGAGAGGCAUAGUAAUUAUCCCAAACUUCUUAAUGUAUUGCUUUUAUUUUUAUUGUACUACACCAAUUUAAGUUCUGACCUCAGGCCUCUGUUUCAAGGCCCAAGACCUCUCGGAGGCGUAAUGUUUUCUGUACUUUGUGAUGAAUGUCAAUAGGUGUUUUUAUUAUAUGAUGCCGAAUGUCUUUCAAUUGUUCAAUGUUUUCUGUCAUUGCAUUGUAGUUAUCUUAAGUUGCAAUCACAUUUUUCUUUCAGACACUUGAAAAACAAACAAAAAAGCAUAAUAAUUCCACUAUUAUUUCCACAAAAUAUUUCCAAAAAGUUGCCUUUGACAGUCGAAAGAAUAGUUCACCUCAUACUGGAGGGGAAAGAAUGCUGAAAUGUCAUAGGGGAAGGCUAAGCUUCAUUCCUGAAUAGCAGUGUUCUGUUGUUGUUGUUUUUUUUGUUUUUGUUUUUAGCAUUUUUGAUCUGGAGAGCCAAUACAAACCAACUUCACCAUGAUGAUAUAACUUGCAGUCCCUACUUUUGCCACUGAUAUAUACUAAAGGUCUGGGAGGUGCUAUAUGUUUUAUGCUGGUUUUCUGCACCAUUCUUGCUCAAAAUUCUCGAAAUAAUUAGGAUUUUCUGUAAGAGAGAAGAUGCCUCAAAUGUUUUGAAUCAUUGGAAAGCCACCAAGCAGUCAAUGGGUGGAGAGCAUUGUAUAUAUAAAUGGUUUUCAAUCAACAUAUGUAUACAUUAUUAUGUAUAAAAUAUAUAAAUAUAUAUGAGCAGUAAAUAGGAAGUAAGAUUUCGACUUGAUGUAGCUUUCACCAGUAAGGGAAAAAUCCAAUAAGAGGAACCAUUGUUUUCUCAGUUCGAGUUUACUGCAUUUUUAUUAUUUUUACACCAGUCAAUGCAAAGGGGGUCAUAUAUUACAUGUAGUGCAAAGAGGGACAUCGUGAUAAAGAUUCUAAGGAUCGUAUUUUUAGCAGAUGGAUAUUGGGAGAGUCAGGGCAGACUGCAGCCAAGAUAUGUAAAGGGUAUCUAAGCCCCAGCAUGGUAUGAACCUUAGAAACCCUAUUUAAUUGAAGACAUUUUUCAUCUGUGGACAUUUUUAUGGUUUUCAAAAAUUGUAAUGUUGGCCAUUUCCAAAGGGAAAGGAGAAACAAGGUUUAAAGAGGAGGAACAUAAAUUCGCAGUAAUGGGCAUGACUAUGCUCCUAUUUGCAUUCCCCUUUUGGCAGCAUAUAAAAGUAUUUGAUUUGAUACAUGCCCAGAUAUUGUGAUAACUUUAUGGAGCAAUGGAGCAAUGGAUGAACUUUAUAAGGAUUUGUUCUCAUGGGCAGUUUACCUGCUAGUUUCCUGCUGCAGGUUUGACUUUCUUGCUGCGGAUUUACUGCAGUGGUAUUUCUCCUUCAGAAAAUCCACAGCAAAUUACAUUGGCCUCAAUGGGGUAAAGAAAAGUGACUGCAGUUAAAGGGGUACUCUGGCGCUUAGACAUCUUAUCCCCUAUGCAAAGGAUAGGGGAU